Messenger RNA from Urocitellus parryii (Arctic ground squirrel), 931 nucleotides. Lineage: Eukaryota; Metazoa; Chordata; Mammalia; Rodentia; Sciuridae. The record is from RefSeq and is a predicted model, not a curated record.
AUGCGCCCCCCGGCGUCCCACGGAGCACGGCUUGUGCGCAGGCGCAGAGCGGUCGCGACGAGUGGGCGGGGCGAGAAGCGGCUGUAUCGCUCCGAGGAAGGCGGCUCAGGGUCGGGGCAGAAGCCGGGUGCGCCCCACGCGUCGUGGUUUUUCGGGGACGCUUACGGGUGCAGCCGCGGCCCCGUCGCAGCACCUGCCGCGGAGCGUGAGCGCGGGGAAAGGCGGUGGCGCGGGCGGGAGCCUCGCCCAGAGUGGCCCCGAGCCCCAACCUGUUGCGCCGGCAGGACCUGGGGGGACGUCGAGGCCCGCGUAGGGGCCCCGCUGCAGCCCGAGGCCUGGGCGGCCGUGCGGACCGCCGCGCUCAGAGGAGGGGAGGCGCGGGGCGCGAAGGGCCGGUGCCAAGGGCUUGGAGCGGCCCGGCCCGGUCGCCGUCGGUUACUUUCUGGCCGAGCAUCUGAGUUAAGUGGGAUCCCAGGCGCUGUACGAGUGACCGCUCAAGGCGAAGGAGGGUUGCGACUCGUGCCAGGGUCUCCUGGUGGCAAGAUGGAGGCUACCACCAAGAUGGCUGCACACGUGAAGCUGGACCCCACACAGCACCCUCACCUCGGGUCUUCCCAGCCCUUCCACAGAGAGCCUGACAGCUGGGUUCAGCACCCCCAGGGGUUCUCAACCCUUGGCCUGGGACACCAUGGCGGGGUACCUGUGACACACCCUCCCCAGGUCUGGAUCCUUCCCUUGGUACCUCUCUACCCUAGGGGUUCUGUGGAGUUCUCUUUUGUUGGUUCCUAGUUAAUUUCUGUAAGUAAUUAAUUGUUUUCUGUACUGAACGGCCCUUGUCUCCACGUUGGACCCAUGGACAGACCUGGAUUGAAGAUAUUGUGGAUUUUAAAUCGCUGGCUCUGAGGUUCUAUAUCUCCUUCAGCAGUGUUGA